ACUGGGAAUGAAAAUGAAGAAAGGCUAUCCGCUUGCAGGUCCUGGAACAACUUUGUUGUUGUUUUAGAGGAAAUCAGGAGAACUCUGGAGGAAGAGAGAGGAAUCUACCUGCAGUCAGAAAGGUCACAGAUACCGUCACGAUUUAAGUGCAUGCUGGACUGUUGGUUUGACGCUGUGAAAGAAAGUGGAGAAAUUCCUUCAUCCAACAGAAACAGUUGCAGAGACGGAGCAGCAGCACCAUGUGACUGAGAUGUAAAGGAAGAGGCCAGUGUUCUUUUGGAAGAUGGCCUCUGUAGCGGACGACCCACAUCUGGGCUCGGGUCCUGAUGAGGACGACUCUCCUGCAUCAGGACGAGACACGGACGCCGACAGCAUCCUCUCUGAUGACUCUGUGCUCCCAGACUACACACCAGAAAUCCCAAAUAACCCAACAGCUUCCAGCCUGUACGAGGCUUGUCUGCGCAACGAUGCCAUUUCUCUGCAGAAAAUCCUGGGGGGAGGAGUUUCCAAGGAGGCGGUCAUGAAGCUUGACAACAAUGGCAGGAACUGUUUGAUGGUGGCCUGCUCCAAAGGUUUCAUCGACAUCGUAUACGGACUCCACCACUGUCCAUUUGUAGACAUAAAUCACCAAGACAACGAGGGAAACACCGCACUGAUGAUCGCGUCUCAAGCAGGUCACAUUAGCACAGUCAUGUAUCUCCUGAACUACUUUCCUGGAGUAGACACUGAAGUGAAGGACUGCAGAGGCUUCACAGCCCUCAUCAAAGCGGCGAUGACGGGCCGCGAUGAUGUUGUGGCUGCACUUGUUAUGGCUGGAGCAGACAUACAUGCAGUGGACUCCACCCGUGGAAAAUGUGCCCGGGACUGGGCCCUCAAAACUGGUCGCUAUGAGACCUUUCAUCGUCUCCGGCGCCUCGCGGCGAGGCCAAAAGCAGAGCAGUUCUGUGAGAACUAUGUGGUCGAGUGGCCUGAGCUCAGGGAGAAAGUGGCCAAAGCCGCAGCUCAGAAAAGUCCAGCAGAGAAAAUCACAUUACGAAUCAAAAACACGUUUGGAUUCAGCUUUCCACGCGAUCCCCAGGACAAUGGGGUCUUGGACCACAUGGUGCGCAUGACCACCAGUGUCCACAGUCCUCUGAUUUCUACGGGAUGCCGGCCGCUCUGCCCCACAAGUCCUCCAGAGAUGGGAAAGAGGCGACUGGCUGUAGCAGAGCUGCUGAAAAAACACUCUCUGAAGGAGCUGGAAGAAAGCUCCGUGUGCCACAGCAUUGGCUCAGCGUCCCACGUCCUCCCCUCAAUCCACUCAGCAGAAACCGUGGCCGCCACAUGCUGCCCCGACACCGAGCGGCGGGGCAGCAUCCUCUCUCUGGCCUCCACCAAGGUUGCUACCGCAUUUGUUCCCCGCAGCAUGGCGAGGAGGAACAGCGUGUUUCCUUCUGGGUGUAUUCCUAAAAUCAGCGUGGACACGCCUGCAGAUGCAGCGCCAAAGAAGGAAAAGAAGAAGAAGAAGAAGGAAAAGGGCUAUCUGGAACCCCCCAAGUGGAAAUAUAAGGAGCAGAAGGACGAGAAAAAGAAGGAGAAGAAGAAAAACUGA
Oryzias latipes (Japanese medaka) is the source of this 1591-nucleotide messenger RNA. RefSeq names its product ankyrin repeat domain 33Ab (gene ankrd33ab). Gene Ontology annotation, molecular function: protein binding. The record is from RefSeq and is a predicted model, not a curated record. NCBI's taxonomy places the organism in Eukaryota, Metazoa, Chordata, Actinopteri, Beloniformes, Adrianichthyidae.